AUGCUAGCGCCCGAGGGACCAUCAGUGUCACACGACUGCGAUGUCUGUGAGCGCGAAUUUAAGAAUCCCGCGGCACUGCAGGCUCAUAUUAAUCACUCGAAGUUCCAUGAGAAGUUGGUAAGGCAGCAGCGCCCCUCACAGCCGGCGGUCGCUUCAGUAUCACAGCCUGUUCCGAUCGUGGAUGAAUUUGCGAGUGUUAGCGUCGUCCGUGGCAUCGAUAGUCUCAAGCAUGGUAACAACAACUGGACCGUCGUCCCAGAUUCACAACAGGCAGAAGCACUACAAGCACUCAAAAACCAUUGCCAUUCCACGAUCGAUCUCCUGAAACACAAUUACGUCCUCAAACCGGUCACCGCCGAAGACAUCGACGAUCUUCGCAAGUGCAAGAAUUGUGGUGACCGUAAGAAGAAAGCAAGCUAUCCCUGUAUCUUCCACCCUCCGCAACGAAAACCCGCUCGAAACAGCAACAAUGGGCUACCUCCGUCCUGCUGCGGCCAGCGAGGCCGUGGCUGCAAACAACUUCCCGUCCAUGAUUUCGGGCCUGCGGACAGGCGGUCAUUGAAGAAAUUCAGAACGUACGCACGCACCCCCGCCGCAUCCUACCCGCAGACGUCCAAGCGCCGCGCCGUGACGCUGGACUGCGAGAUGGCUGGCGUCGCGAGGGGCCAGGCCGAGGUGAUUCUGCUCUGCGCGGCCGACUACAUGACCGGCGAGACGCUCGUCAACAGCCUUGUGCGCCCGACCAGCAGGGUCGUCGACUGGCGCUCGCGGUUCAGCGGCGUAACGGCGGAAGCGAUGGCCACCGCCACAGAGCAGGGCGACACUUUGGAUGGGUGGCGAGGCGCGCGCGCCGAGCUGUGGAAGCACGUCGACGCGGACACGAUCCUGGUCGGCCAUUCGCUGCAGCACGAUCUUGACGUUCUGAGGAUGAUACACACCCGAGUGGUCGACUCGGCUAUCCUGGCGAGAAACGCUGUCGGCUCCGCUCGGCAAUGGGGCCUCAAAGCGCUGUGCGGGGAAUUCCUGGGCAUCGACAUCCAGAACGGCGGACUGAGAGGUCACGAUUGCAUGGAGGACGCGCUGGCUGCUCGAGAGGUUGUGCUCUGGUGUCUUCAGAACCCGUCAUUGUUGGCAGGUUGGGGAGAGAUGGUAAAUGAGCAGGAGGAACGGAAGAGGCAGGAGGAGGCGGAUAAGAGGGAGAAAAUGAAGAUAAAGACGGAGAGGACUUUACCCAAGGCGGGAGAGGAAGGCCAAGGGGAUGGAAUGAGGGGGGGAAGCAGCAGCGCCGUGGGGGGCAACGGUAAUGGUAAGAUGAAGAAGCAACCGAAGGCUAUACGGCCUAGAGACAUCGACGAUGUUGAGUACUCCUCAGACGAAAUUGAGAUAUUAAGGUGGGCGGACAUUGCGGAGGAUUUGGGGUAUCCGCAUCCCGACCAUUAUGACCCUUGGUCGGACUAG
Tricharina praecox is the source of this 1458-nucleotide messenger RNA. Its product is annotated as ribonuclease H-like domain-containing protein. Gene Ontology annotation, biological process: rRNA processing; ribosomal large subunit assembly. Gene Ontology annotation, molecular function: exonuclease activity; nucleic acid binding. The record is from RefSeq and is a predicted model, not a curated record. Lineage: Eukaryota; Fungi; Ascomycota; Pezizomycetes; Pezizales; Pyronemataceae. The coding region runs from base 1 to 1458 and encodes 485 amino acids. The transcript has 3 exons. Gene Ontology annotation, cellular component: nucleus.